This is a messenger RNA of Esox lucius (northern pike), 5041 nucleotides long. It is a transcript of the gene trim46b, whose product is annotated as tripartite motif containing 46b. The record is from RefSeq and is a predicted model, not a curated record. The transcript is spliced from 12 exons. NCBI's taxonomy places the organism in Eukaryota, Metazoa, Chordata, Actinopteri, Esociformes, Esocidae. Gene Ontology annotation, molecular function: zinc ion binding; protein binding. Bases 413 to 2776 code for a protein of 787 amino acids.
GGCCAAUUCGUUUCGGUAAAGGAUGGGUGAGGGACAUUCGGGCGGGGACCUUUUGCCAAGCGCAUAAUCUGGAAGCGUUUGGAUCCGCGUGUGUUUGUCAAUGAUCGUUACUAAUGCAACUUUUCUCUUACAUUUAAUAUAAUUUUUUCUAUUGUUAUCAGUAAUAUUGGUUGUAAAAUAUUGGACCAGGCGCGUGCGCUCAUUUCCAAGAAUCGUAUGCGCAAAACUGAUGCCUAUUAUGGAUCGGCCUGUUCAAAAUACUAUGGCCUGUUCUAAAUACAAUGAUCCAUGGGUAAUGAGUAUGUACUUUGGCAAUAUUUGCCUUGAUGGGCACCUGUUGUUAUUGUAAUGAUAACAGAAGAGGUAUCAUGUGUAAUUAACCGAAGAAGGCACAGUCGGACUGAAAUCUUCAAUGAUGGACGCUCUGGUUCGAAUUAGUUCUAACGUGAAGAGCAUGGAGCACGAGCUGCACUGCCCGGUGUGUAAGGACAUUGUCAAGCAGCCCGUGGUCCUACCAUGCCAGCACAGCGUGUGCCUGUUGUGUGCCACUGAGGUCCUGGUUCAAAAUGGCUACCCUCCUCCGGAGCUGCCCCCCGAGCCCAACUCACCCGCCUCCACACCCAACACUCGCUCUCCCCGCCAGGCACGCAGGCCCAUGCCCAGCAAGACAGACCAUCGACCCAUCGAACGCAUCCUGCGUUCAGGAUUUGGGACGUACCCAUCGCCGGGGCGACGCCGUAAGGAGCCCUCCCCUGCGAUGUUGUUUCCAUGCCCGCCCUGUGGAAAGGAGAUAGAGUUGGGGGAGAAGGGCUUAGCAGAAUGCCUACGUAACCUCACCUUGGAGCGCAUUGUCGAGAGAUACAGACACACGGUGAGCCUGGGCAGUGUGGUGAUGUGUCAGUUCUGCAAGCCUCCCCAGUCCCUGGAGGCCACGAAGGGUUGCGCCGACUGUCGAGCCAGCUUCUGUAACGAGUGCUUCAAGCUGUAUCACCCCUGGGGGACGCCACGCGCCCAGCACGAACACGUCCUGCCUACCCUUAACUUCAGACCCAAGGUUUUAUCCUGUCCGGAGCAUGACCAGGAGCGUCUGCACUUCUACUGUCGGACGUGCCAACGGUUGCUGUGUCCACUCUGCAAGCUGCGCCGAGCCCACGCUGGUCACAAAGUGGCGCCAGUUGCCCAAGCCUAUCAGAUGCUCAAGGACAAGAUUACCAAGGAGAUGAACUACAUUCUGUCCAACCAGGAGACAGUGCUGAACCAGAUCGCACAGCUGGAGAGUGCCAUCACGCAGACAGAGGCCAACAGCGUAGCAGCGCGAGAGCAGCUGUCUCAGAGCAUGAAGGACCUCACUGCCCUCUUGGCUGAGCGCCACAACUCAUUGGCCCAGGCCCUGGAGGAGGCACGACAGACACGGGGCGAGGCCUUGGCGGGACAGGUGGCGGAGAGGCGGAGCCUGCUGGAGCAUGCGGGCCUCAUGACGUUCUCCCAGGAACUGCUGAAAGAGAUGGACCCGCCCUGCUUUGUCCAGGCAGCGCGUCAGACACACAGCAGGUUAUCCACAUCCAUCGAGGCGCUUCAACGUUUCUCUCUUGCUGCUGAUCCCUCCUUCAGACACUUCCAGCUGGACGUCUCCAAAGAGCUCAAACUUCUCACGGAGCUGCAGUUCAUCCAGGCACCCCUGGCCCCUGUGAUUGACACCCAGAAAACCCUGGCCUACGACCAGCUCUUCUUGUGUUGGCGGCUGCCUCCGGAAUCAGUCCCCGCCUGGCACUUCUCUGUGGAGUUUCGUCGCCGGGGGGUGGUCCCAGGAGGCGGGUCCAGAAGUGGCGUCCAGGGGCGAUUGGCUACGGCCCGCUGGGGCUGGCAGCGGCUGGAGGAGGUGGCCGGGACCAGUGCAGUGAUUGACAGGCUAGAGAUGGACAGUGUGUAUGUGUUGAGGGUGAGGGGCUGCAACAAGGCAGGCUUUGGGGAGUACAGCGAGGAGGUGUACCUGCAUACCCCCCCGGCCCCAGUGUUAAAUUUCUACCUGGACUCUCGCUGGGGUCUCCAUGCCGACCGGCUGGUGGUGAGUAAGGAGCAGCGCUGUGCCCGGAGCGUCCCCGGGCUGUCUCUGCUGCAGGCGGCCGACAGAGCGCUAACUUCCUGUCACCUGACAGCAGACCUGCUGGUGGGCGAUGUGGCUAUCACCCAGGGCAGACACUACUGGGCAUGCUCAGUGGAGCCCGGGUCUUACCUGGUCAAGGUGGGAGUGGGCCUUGAGGCCAAACUACAGGAAUGGUUUCACCUUCCCCAAGACAUGGCAAGCCCCCGCUAUGACCCAGACAGUGGUCAUGACAGUGGGGCAGAAGACUCGCUGGAAUCCCCUCCCCCCUUCUCCUUCCUCACCAUGGGCAUGGGGAAGAUCUUCCUGCCCCAGUCCCUGAAUCAGCAUAACAACCAUGGUUGCCCCACCAACGGCACUAGCCCCCGCCGCAGCCCCAAUAUCGCCAAUGGUACCAGCCCCGCCUCUUCGCCUACGGGCCUCACCUACCCCCUACCUCCAAGGCUAGGGGUGUGCCUUGACUUUGAGAAGGGUCGCGUCACUUUCUAUGAUGCUCACUCACUCCGCCCUUUGUGGGAGGGGCCUGUUGAUUGCUCCGGCCCCAUUUGCCCGGCAUUCUGUUUCAUUGGCGGAGGAGCGUUGCAGUUACAGGAGCUAGUGGCCAACCGAAUGGCAGACCAGACACCGGUCAGGAGGGUCACCAUUCAAUCGCGUGUAACCAACCUUAGUAAUUAGGACAGGAUAUACAGUAUUUCAAAAGCCGUGGUUUAGCGCGUUUCGCAUUUAAAGAUAAUUUCUAAUUGAGCCAACAUCUGAAGCCUUUCAAUGUAAAUCUCUGCAUACGGUUAUUGUAAACAAAUUCCUUGUCCUAAUCCGAGUUGAAUAAUUGGACAUAGAAUGUAAACUUUAAUUGUAAGCUAAUUAGCAAAAAGGUUAACAACCUCAGAAAUGUUUUUUUUUUUUUUUUAUUUCAUUUGUAUGAGAAUUCAUUUUUAUUGCAACCAAUAUGCAAAUGUAAUUAACUUUAUUGCAUAAUUCCUUUGGUUUACACGUAUCAUUUUGUUAGAAAUACUAAAUUGCCUAAGUAGGGAAUGGCAAAUUACACAUACCACAGUUGUGUAAUGUGUCAUUAUAUCUUUAACGCUUGCUCUGUUAUCCACGCUAUACUGUAUAUAUUUACGGUAUAUAUAUAUAUAUAUAUGCAAGAACAUAUUUCCUUUACAUUCUCUCUCAAUCAUGUCUUGUCUGGAUUUUUUUUCCAGUUUUUUUUAUUCUCCCAAUGUAAAAACUCCUCCUUUCAAGCAUUGUCUUAUGUGAUGCCAUCAGCUGUAAGACCAUGUCCUUCACCCUGUACUAACACACUUUAAAAAUGUCCGUCUGUGUAUCACCAAUUGAAAAAUGUCCCAACUAAUACUAAAAUCUUCACUUUAACCUUCUAAUGCUAAACAAAUGGAGGUCUACUGUUGUAAUUAAGUAAAAGGCAGAUUGAGUUCGGACAUUAACAUGUACGUGAGCCAAUUCUCUAAUUAGCAGCUGAAUGAUACCGCUUCUGCUUCAGGUCCCUUGAUCAUUUGCUUCUUGAUUACGGUGUGCAAUGGUUGUUUUUCCAUUAUUUUACGUCUGCAUUGUAUGUGAGCGAGUGAGACUGAGGUUAAAUUACAUACUUAUUAAUCACCAAUGGCUGAUGAUUAGUUUUGGCUUAAAGUGAGUAAAAAAUACCAAGCAGGCUUUAUUGUAAAUUAAUGAGCAGUGCUUAAGAUUUCCUAGAAAUGUAGAUUGUGAACCAAAUGGUAUCCUUUUCUCUUUAUAGUGCACUGCUGUUGGACAUAAAGAAUAAGGUGUAACUUGGGACACAUGGAAUAUGCCCUUCCCCUGCUGGCAGAAUGUUUGCAAAACAAGAUAGUUCAACACUAAAUAAACAAAAAGUCUGAACAUGGCAAAAACCUGUCCUUAUUAUUAUGUGUGAUUAUUAUUAUGUGUGAUUGUGUGUAAUAGUGGUUGUAGUAGUAGUAAUAGUAGUGAUAGUAGUGAUAUUAGUAAUAAUAUUAGUAGUUCUAGUAGGAGUAGUAAUAGUAAUCACAGUACUGGUCACAUUUUACAACUCUAAACUUGCUAACUUGUGGGCCUAAUUAAUGAUCAUAGUACUAUCAUGUACUAUUGAUUAAAUAUUUUUUUCCACAUUUCUUGGAGAUGGGACUACUGCACAUUUUGAGCAAUAUCUGUGCAGUUAUUUCUCUUUACCACUAGACAGCAGCAAAAGAUUCCAACUAAGUCUCAUUCAGAAGUAGAUAUAUAACACUAGGUCUCUGUAUGCCAAGUACUGUGAAAAAAUUAAGGUGCAAGUUUUAACUAAAUUAUGUUCUUGGGAGCAAUGCCAUAGGGGAACCUUCUUGGUUGUCUGAGUAACUGUGCUUGUUUAAAUUUUAGAAAUGAGGAUGUUACUCUAGCCUGAAACUUGUAGUUUUCAGACAUCAUGCCUGAACAUCUCACUAGGCUGGCUUGCAUAGUGAGGUAUGGUUUCAUUGACUGCCAGGAAUUGGAAGCGUACAAAAACACACUACUUUAAACAUAAUUUGUUUGAUGCUUGAAACGCCAAAAACACUCAAACUUAAAAAAUAAUAAUAUCUAAAGUUAUACAUGUUUUGCAAUCAGUCAACACACAAUACCACAUAAUGACAAAGAUUUUUGUUUUUGGAAAUUUGUAACAAUGUAUUGAAAAUACAAAACUGACAUUUCUCAUGUAAGUAAAGUAUUUUGACCCUUUGCCAUGACAUUUUAUGUUGAGCUCACAUCCAUUCUGCGUCAUUUGAUCAUCAUCAUUGAGAACUUGAUUGGAGUACAACUUUGGGGAAUUGAUUUGAUUGAUUGGACAAAGGCACAUGUCUAUAGUCUAUAUGCAGUUAGGGCCGGAAAUAUUUGGACACUAACACAGUUUUCAGAAUUUUGUCUCUAAGCCACCACAGUGGAUUUGAAAUCAAACAACCUAGAUUCAAUGAAGUG